Messenger RNA from Prorocentrum cordatum, 927 nucleotides. NCBI's taxonomy places the organism in Eukaryota, Dinophyceae, Prorocentrales, Prorocentraceae. The record is from the annotation of a GenBank genome assembly.
UCUCUCGUCAGGAUGUUGCACGGGUGCGUUGAUGCUUUGAUCAUGAGCCUCGUCUGGGCGGCGAAAUCCGCUCGCGUAUGUUGCGACUCCGCGGUGCAGCCGUUUGUUGGUUCAGUGGCCAUGAGCCAGUAGGGCAGCGCAGUUUAGAUUGCCAGCAGUUGCGUGUGCGACAAGGAUGUGGUGCUUCGCGUCCCCGGCCCCGGAGCCCGAGGUGACCGACCCGGGCUCCCCAGAGACCGCCAGCCCCCCGACCGACGACGGUCGCACGAUCAGCGUCGGCCACCUGCAGGGCUCCAAGGUCGCCAAGGACUGCCUCGGGCUGGCCGAGCAGCCGGAGGUCCCCACGUACUCCUUGGCAUUGGUGCAGAUCUACGUGAGGAGCCAGAAGUUCGGCGGCUCAGACAAGAGCUCUAAUGGCCAUCGUUACGAUAGCAUCCCGUUUGCGAACGGGAUGAUCGAUGCUGGCAUGAGUUGCCAGCUCCUGCACUACGUCCACGAGGAGCACGACGCAUUCUUUGAGGUCCUCAAGAAGUUUGAUGGCAUCAUCGUGCGAUGCAACCCUGGUCAGAUCAACGCAGACGGCGGCAGCCAGCAGAAGUUUGACGACGCCAUGAGGGCCCUUCGCAAGGAGUGUGCUACUCAGAUCUGGUCCACCCCGGACGUGAUGGAGUUCAUGGGAGCCAAAGACGCUCUCGUGAAAGUGAAGGACAUGUCCAUCGGCCUUCCGGACACCAGCGCCUACUACACCGUGGAGGACUUCUCGGUGGGGUUCAAGAAGACGAUGGCGUUCCAGCCUCGGGUGGUGAAGCAGAACCGCGGGUCGUCCGGCGAGGGCAUCUGGAUCAUCAAGCUCAAGAGCGGCGACUACUGCCAGGAGUACGGCGCGAAGUCUUGCAGCGACUCGGACGUGCUCACGCUCAUGGAGGC